Molecule: messenger RNA, 1361 nt
Organism: Diachasmimorpha longicaudata
Lineage: Eukaryota; Metazoa; Arthropoda; Insecta; Hymenoptera; Braconidae
Product: putative gustatory receptor 28b
Exons: 9
Coding region: 51-1292 (413 amino acids)
Biological process (GO): male courtship behavior; sensory perception of taste; chemosensory behavior
Cellular component (GO): neuronal cell body; membrane; dendrite
Source: RefSeq, a predicted model, not a curated record
CUGCAAUAUGAGGAGUAUUGCGUUCAGUACAAAUACAUCGGCUCGAUAACAUGCAUUCGGAGGGAAAAAUUGGCGAGAGGGUUUCAGCCAACGCGUGGGUGACAGACAAGAAGAGAAAAUUCACCGAGAGACUGGAUUUUUUCACUAUUCUGGACAGUGUCGGUCGUAUCUGGCGGGUUAUUGGGAAUUUUCCCAUGUGCAUUGGCGGCUCUGAUAAUUUAAAUAAAUUCCGCUUCAGUAAAUUCAUUCUGGGAUAUAAUGUCAUUUUGUUUCUUACGUGUUUGAUCUUUGUUAUUCUAGCGUGCUGGAAGGUCGAAUUUUUGAACAGGAUGGAUUAUAUGGUAAUGACACUAACGACUAUUCUUCGAAUAUUCUCAUCAAUGUUGUGCUUCCUGAUGAACAUGCUCAUGUGGAUUUUUUAUCACAAAGAUUUCAUAGAUGCAAUGGACUUUUUAGCGUCCCAGGAUUUCAUUCUACAUCAAUUGGGCUGUCGGCCGGACUAUUCAACUUGUCGGAAGAUGGUGGGGUUGUAUGUUUAUGGCACCCUAACGGUGGCGGCUCUUCUCACGAUUUAUGAUUGCUGCACUGCUAUGCUGACCUGGGCUAGUGAAUCUCCUCUGGCGAUGGCCGAAUGGCUCUUCUUCAAUAUACCCUACGUUGUGCAAAUGAUAACAGCCACAAUAUUUGGAUCUCUCGUCAUAAUCCUCGGUCUCCAUUUUCGCGCAUUAAACGCAAAACUGAUGGCAAUUAGAGACAGAAGUCAUUCAUCACCCCCCAAGGUCGUAGAACUGUCGAACAAUUGUGCCGAGGGCAUUCGUCUCAUCGCUAAGGUCCACUACAAUCUCUGCAAAAUAGCGAAAUUCAUCAACUGGAUAUUCAAUGGAUUUUUUGUGGUUGUAGUUGCCACUGCUUUUGUGAUUCUCAGCUCAUCUCUCUACUUCAUCUUCAACGAGGUAGUUAGACCUGAAGACACAAACUACCUCUCAAUAGGAAAUUAUAUAUGCUGGCAAAUUACUACAGCUGUUCCCAUAAUAGCCACUGUAAUCAUCUGCAAUUGGACGUCCAACGAGGCUGAACACACCGGAAAACUAAUUCACGAAAUACACGUUGAGAAUACAGAUUCGAAGCUCUACCUGAUUAUUCGUUCGUUGUCGCUUCAACUCCACCAUCAGAAGAUGGAGUUUUCAGGGGCUGGAUUAUUUCCCAUCAAUUCAUCCCUCUUACAAACGAUGAUUGGCACGAUGACGACCUCUUUCGUUAUCCUCAUUCAGUUCCAGCCCACGCUCGGCUAAAUACUUGAUGUGUUUCGUGAUUUAUUCAAGAAUGAAAUAUAACUAAUUACUCCUUAAUCAGCGAUUGUU